Molecule: messenger RNA, 882 nt
Organism: Dunckerocampus dactyliophorus (ringed pipefish)
Lineage: Eukaryota; Metazoa; Chordata; Actinopteri; Syngnathiformes; Syngnathidae
Exons: 6
Coding region: 101-793 (230 amino acids)
Source: RefSeq, a predicted model, not a curated record
AUGCGUGCAGUUUAUUGAGCUGGGAGCAGGUACGAUCCAUCAGUCUGGACGGAACAGCGCCGAGAUCUUCACACACAGUAAGUAGACGUGCUAAGCUGCAAUGUUCUUAUUAAUUCUUGCUGCGGUGCUUCUGGCUGCCGGGCAAUCAGCUCCUCUGGCUGACUGUGGCACGCUGACCCAGCAGUUGCAAAUCCAAGGACGGGAUCAGUUCUUGGGCAGGUGGACGUAUGCAGCGGAGAGCACUAACAUUCCAGGAUCCAAAAUGCUUACGAAGAUGUUUGUGGAGAAUGUGUGGGGGGAAGUCUCACCUGCCAAUGAAAGCGAUUCCAUCAGUGUGCGUCAACUUCAGAAAAUGUUCGGCAGCUGCUACAGUGUGACUUCUAAGAUGACCUUGGCAAACAACACUCUCACGAUGGCGUAUCCUCUUGUUGCUUCUGAGGUUCUUCUGACGACCAGCUGCUCUGACUGCAUGGUUCUCCUGUCCAAUUAUACCAUCGGGGAAAGCACGUUCAGUGGGGUUCAGCUGAUGACCAGGCGACCCAAAGUGUUGGCUGCUGAGAUGGACGAGUUUAAGAGACAGGUGGACUGCCUGAACUUACCCCCACCAGCCAUCCUGGACUCAGAAAAAGGCUUUUGUCCAGACGACUCAAAAGACACAGAGACCACCGACCUGACCAGCAUGAUUGCUCAUUCCGACUCAGAAUAUAUGAAACUAUUCGAGAAGCUGGUCAGCAGUGAAGCUGGAAUAAAGACACUUUUGGGUUUGAUUAGCCACUUUGAGCCACCUGCAUAAUCAUCUCCUAAGAGUGACCCAGAUACAAUAAAAGAUAAUAACUUUGACAGCCAAAAGAUAUUGGUGAAUAAAUGCAUGAUUAAUGAUGA